AUGGGCCUACGACUCUGGGAUCCCAAGGCCCGUGUUACUAGCGAUGAGGCUGGUACUACCAUCACAAAGUACGUUCUACCGCCCGCCUACAAUCCUGGACCAUAUGAGCGGGAUCCGGACGGCGACGAAGAGCACGGCCUGACUUACGCGCCUUCCCUGGCCUACUUCUGCGUGAAAGCCCUGAUCGAAGUCGCGGAUCAAGUACAUCUUAUUGGAUCUGCGCGUCUCCGCUACCGUGCUCCCGAAGUCGAGGGCUCCUAUGACCCCUUACGGGCCCUGCUACCCUCCUACGGGACCGACGCGUUCGACUUGUCCAAAGUCGAUCCACGACUAUGGGCAGUGCUCAUACAGGUAUACGAAAAUCUCCCGGAUGAUAUUCGCACCUACCGCCUCCCAUUGGCAGACAAACACCUUCCUCUGCUCCAGUCCAUCCCAUCGACACUGGACUUUACCUUGAUCACCCUGUUGGAUUUAUCACGCUGCCCGGAACUCACAGACAAUACUAUAGUAGAGCUGAAGGCUCUUCAUUGCCUUGUUGCAUUGGACGCCAGCAUGACCGAGGUCAGCACGCAUGGCAUCCGGGGCUUGUCGAGGACGCUACAGUGCACAGUUGACCAAGAGACCGGCAUGAAACGAAGAGGUGGUCCUUGGGGCUUGCGGAUACUUCGACUUCGUCGAUGCGAAAAGCUUAGCGAUGCUAUCUUCUCGUGUCUGGCGAGUUUCCCCCUGCUGAGCUUGACAUCCGUGGAACUCGAUGCAGUCCUGAGCCGAGCAAAACAGGCUGCUUCCAGCCCUGUCGUAACGAGAGGUUACGAUCUGGUGCGCUACGUGAAAGCCUUGGGAUACUCGAGGAAGAUUGCAAUGGUGCUCGGGCUUCCGAAAACCAACGGCUAUUCUCGUCGACAAACACGUAUAUCCUAG
Messenger RNA from Gloeophyllum trabeum ATCC 11539, 921 nucleotides. RefSeq lists its product as uncharacterized. The transcript is spliced from 2 exons. The coding region runs from base 1 to 921 and encodes 306 amino acids. Lineage: Eukaryota; Fungi; Basidiomycota; Agaricomycetes; Gloeophyllales; Gloeophyllaceae. The record is from RefSeq and is a predicted model, not a curated record.